Aspergillus nidulans FGSC A4 is the source of this 1647-nucleotide messenger RNA. RefSeq names its product translation initiation factor 4B. The transcript has 6 exons. The record is from RefSeq and is a predicted model, not a curated record. The coding region runs from base 154 to 1647 and encodes 497 amino acids. Lineage: Eukaryota; Fungi; Ascomycota; Eurotiomycetes; Eurotiales; Aspergillaceae. Gene Ontology annotation, molecular function: nucleic acid binding; RNA binding.
CUCUGCUCAACCGCGGAGCUUCUGCACACCCACAUUUCAACCCCAGAACUUCCUCCAGGAAGUCCUCUCCUUACUACGCUAAAUUUAUCCUAUCUGUGAGGCGCGCGCAGGUCCAUCCUUAGCGCGUUCCGCGAUCUCGAUCCAACCGCAAUCAUGGCGCCCGGAAAGCAAAAGGCCCAGAAGAUGUCCCUCGGGAACUUCUUGGCUGAUGAGAACUUUGGCUCUUGGGCCGAUGAGAUGGAGGACAUGCCCUUGCCUGGUAAGUCUCCCGCUCCCUCCAGCUUUGGAACCGACCGACGUCCCCCUCCUGCGUCAUCUGCUGGUUUCGGCGGACCCAGUUUCAACGACCGCGGUUUUGCUAUGAGGGAGCCCCUUCCCCUGCCUACAGAGCCUCCGUACACCGCUCACAUUGGAAAUCUGUCCUUUGAUGCUACCUCGGGCGAUAUCUCCGACCUUUUCGCUGAUUGCGGCGUUACGAACGUCCGUAUUGUGGAGGACAAGUUGACAAAGGCUCCCAAGGGUUUCGGUUACGUCGAAUUCGAAACCGUCGACGGUCUUAAGAAAGCCCUCGACCUCUCCGGAGCGACUCUUCAGGGCAGAUCGAUCCGCGUCAGCAUUGCAGAGCCUCCCAAGGAACGUGAUGUGAAGGAACUUGACUGGACCCGCCGGGGCCCUCUCCCAGAUGUUGCUCCUCCGCGCCGAGUGCCGGAUCGCGCCUCUUUCGGUCGUAACCUCGACAACCUCUCUGACGCCGGCAGCGAACCUCGACGCCGUGGUGGUUUCGAGAGCGACGGCAAGGUCCGUGACUUCUCGAACUGGGAACGCAAGGGUCCUCUUUCUCCUCCGCCUAUGAGGGAAGGCCGUCCCCGUAACGAUGAUAAUGCGGGUUUCCGAACCCGCUCGCCUGCCUGGGGUGAGGGACGCUCUCAGGACGGCUCACGUCCUCCCAGACGCGAAUUCCAGGAACGCGCCCCCACUGCCGCCGAAUUGGACAACCAGUGGAGAGCCAGAAUGAAGCCCGACGGCCCCAAGCAACCCAGCAACCCCCCCUCCCCCUCUCCCGCUGCUGCCGUGCCGGCCGCUGCCCCUGCUCCCGCCACAAGACCGAAGCUCAACCUUCAGAAGCGGACCGUGACUGACGCCGCCGCGAGCCCCAGCCCCAGCACCGAAUCAAAGUCUAGCAUCUUCGGCGGUGCUCGUCCCAUCGAUACCGCUGCCAGAGAGAAGGAAGUUGAACAACGGCGCCAACUAGCUCUGCGCCAGAAGAAGGAAGCUGAGGAGAAGGCAAAGGCCGAGAAGGCAGAGAGGCAGAAGGCUGCCAAGGAGGCGGCCAAAUCCGAGAAGCCCGUCUCGACCCUUGACCCCAACGGCCGGGAUCAGCAAGAUACUCCUCGGGGUGGCGGUAACUUUGAGAUCCUCCGGCGGGCCGGUGAGGAUGAGAGCGGUAUGAGCGCCGACCAAGAUCCUGAACAGCAGGCUGAAGGCGGCGGCGCCGCUGCUGCGGAAGCCCCGAAGGCCGAUGAUAAGGUGAACGGUUCCUGGAGGGCUGGACCUACCUCGACGGAGAACGCAGGUGACGACGAGGGCUGGAGCACCGUCAGCUCAAAACCGCGCAACAACCGCCGUGGUGGCCGUAACUUUGCAUAG